Messenger RNA from Dioszegia hungarica, 501 nucleotides. RefSeq lists its product as uncharacterized. NCBI's taxonomy places the organism in Eukaryota, Fungi, Basidiomycota, Tremellomycetes, Tremellales, Bulleribasidiaceae. The coding region runs from base 1 to 501 and encodes 166 amino acids. The transcript has a single exon. The record is from RefSeq and is a predicted model, not a curated record.
AUGUGCUGCGAGCUGCUGCGGAACCUGCAUUUCUUUUUCGCCACACUCGGAUAUACCUUAUUCGCCACUCCUCCCCCCUCUGACUCAAGCACCUGGACGCGUCUCGGCGUUACCCUGAAAUUUUCUCCGGGCGGUGUUUGGCCCGAUAUCGGCGCCGCUCCUCCUUGCUCCUCCUUAUUCUUUGCUUCCGUCUCGGCGUCGUACUCGCCUUGGGCCUCGCUAUUCCGCUGGAGUGAUCGAGGCCCGCUGACGGAGCACGAGCAUCCCGCAUUCACCUCUCCCCUCCAUAUGCAUUCGCCAAGGACGCGAAGAGGGGGGGUGGGAAUUGCUGCGAAAAGGGAGUCAUUCGGGCCCCGUAAUAAAGGUGAUGUACGAGUGUGGCACUGGAUGGAAGCAUGGCAGACGCUAGCUGGAGCUAUGGGCGGGCGAGCUGGCGGGCGAGAGGGUGCCUCGUGGUCAAAGCUCAGCGCUCAGCGCUCAGAGACGCUGUCCGGAACCUAG